CCGCAGUUUGGAGACCACUGUGGUAAAAUAUCACCACAAAGUUGUCCACUGUGGUCAUAGCCAUACAUAUCCGUAAUCCACCCAAAAACUCGUACCUCAGGUUUACAUAUAAAUCUGGGUACAUGGACUGGCACGGCAGAUGGCACUGUAUCUAUCACCUUACCUGUCUCCUACCACAAGAGAUACAACUCUGAAACUACAUUUUGACAAUUUUGGUAUCCAACAACAUGGCGGCCGCCGGCUAACGGUAUUGACUUGUGGCGAGAAACAUUGUGGCCUCUAGCGUUCACACUCUCUGCAGUCGGUUUGGACCUUGUUCCCGUACCUAGGAACACUGCUAUCUGUGCGGUUGUGUGUUCUCUGUCACACCGGACCCUUGACUGACGGAAGUGAGCCGAGGGGACGCCCUCAGUGUGCUGGCUCCUUACGAUCUUCGCCAAGAUGGCGGCGCUGGGGAUUGUCCUUCAUCUGGGUUUCUUGGCCUGGAGUGUGUUCGCGGUAUGGCAGAAUUUUGAGGUGACCGGCUCCAGGCUGAAUCAUGGGGCCCAUUCUUAUGGAGGCAGGUGGAAGUACCUGACCUUUCUUAACCAGGUUCUUCAGACGGCGUUCUUUGGUGUCUGCCUACUGUGCGAUCUCCUUCAGCUCUGCCUUUCCACUCGGAAUCGACUUUGCUCAGUUCUCACGCGGUUGAAAGACUGCAUCUUUGCAGUAUUGGCAUUUCCUGUUGGCGUGUUUGUGUUUACUUCAUUCUGGAGUCUGUACUUCUAUGAUAGAGAGCUGGUCUACCCCAAAGAUCUGGACAGCAUCAUUCCACAUUGGCUUAAUCAUGCCAUGCAUACAGCUAUCUUACCUCUUGUGCUUAUUGAGCUCCUUGCAUGUUCACAUCAUUACCCGAGCAAGAAGAAUGGCUUCGCUGUCCUGCUAGUGUUUAGCAUUGCCUAUCUGUCAUGGGUCCAAUGGGUGCAUUUUGCAGCAGAUAUCUGGGUGUAUCCCAUCCUGGCCAAGCUGGAUGCAGUAGGGAUGCUGGUGUUUUUUGCAUCGUCAUUCUUUGUUAUUCUUGCUUUCUACUGCUUGGGAGAGUGGCUGACACGGCUGCGCUGGGGCUCUGGACGUCCAUCAAAAAAGAGGAGGAAAAAGAAGAGCAACUAAGAGCCGAAAAUCAAAAUUCAGGACCAACAAUUUUAUAUAAUUUUUUUUUUUUUUUUUUUUUAAAUAAAGAGAACCCUUUCCACCCUUUGUAGAAGGAAGGUAUGGCUACAACAGAGCAACCAUUGUAAUGCUGAUUGCUUCCGGUCCCCGCUCUGCAGUUCUCUUGUAGCUGAGCAGAGCUCUCUGGCUGCACCUAGUCGUCCCGUUCCAGAUAAUAUCUAAGCUUGUAUCCUUGUCAACAUAAUCUACAAAUUCACAGGCACCGAUUCUCUAGAAGUUUUACAGCUCGGUUCGAUGUAAUGAUCGACGUGAACAUUUAUACUCCUUCCUGGCAUCCAUAUGUAAAUUGACAAAGAUGUAAACACCAUUAUAAAAUAUUGGCACUUUUUUUUAUCUUAUGUUUACAUACUGAAGACAUGGCUUUACCCAGCAGGAAUGAACUUGAAGCUGGUCAUAGUUCCUGCCUUAAUCUGUAGCCUAACAGCAGCCUAUGCACAAAAGAAUUCUGGGUAAUGGCUGGUUGCGUGGCUAUGGGACUCUGAAGAUGUAACUUGUUUUUUCUUUUUUCUUUUUACAUUGUAUCAGUGGGACCUUGCUUUAAACAUUAUGUUAAAUGUUUCUUUUGUUCGGUAAAUAAUUGCCUUGGUCGUGUCAUGGGUUUGAGUGGUAGUUUUGCAUUUGUUUAGGGAAGAAGGACUCAAGUCUCGCUUGCUCUGCCUCUAGGUCUAGUGCUGGGGUACACCAGAAAAUCUGUUUAGUGACUGCGAAGUGUUGUAUUUACAUGCAGUGUUGCGUGUAUGUUACAAUUGCACAAGGACUCGUGACAGCUAUGGAAUCUCAGCCAAGGAUAGGAAAGCCCCCAGCCAACUAUUUGGACUACUGUGGCUUAGUUGUGCCCUUCUAAUUUACCCUUGGCCAACCAAUUGACACGGUUAUUCGGGUUCUGACAUGUCAUAAUGUAUGAGUAAAUAGACAACUAGGUGUUACCAUUGUCCUUGUCCAAGGAAUGUGCCCCUACCCAGUCAGCGAUGAGUGGACUGUUGUCAGACAUGUUCACAUGGUUAAAAGCAGCAGCUUGCAAAAACUUAUUAAAAAAAUAGGGACACACCUUAUACGAUCAGUGGAAACAUCCAGUUGUCUAUCUAUUGACCUAUUUCCAAGAGGCACAACUGCAGAAUAGCAAAAUGCAAUUUCUGAGAUGAGAUGCUCCAGCACUGUUAACUCAUGAAGAAUACAAGUAUUUAUCCAUGAAGGUGUAUUCUGGGAUUUGUAAAACAUACCUACCAUUAAAAAAAAAAUAUCCAGUUCCUCUUCAAGUGUAUAGAUGCAUAUUACCUGUAGGGCUUUUCUCCGUGGAGGAAUUACGUAACAGAGUUACGUAAACAUUGUAGAUUUGCUGUUAGCAUAACUCCCAUUGGAGUCAAUGGGAGUUACGCAAAUUGCGUAUCUUCCCCGCUCUGGUUGCUUUCAGCUUUCCUGACUACCUCUGCUGGAGGUGGCCAGAAAAAGCAGACUCAAGAGAUGGGACAACCCCUUUAAAGCACUGAUUGAGAAUCUGCAGCUACAUCUCCCUCCUCCCCUCUUAUAUUUACUGUUUAACACUGUCAAUUUUUAAUGACUGUAAAGGUGUCUGAAGGUUGCAUGGAUCGGAUUUGCUGCAGGAAAUUUUGUCAGCAGAUCCACAAUUGAUUUGCAGAAGAUCCACAAGCCAAAUCUGUACCAUGUCAAUUUGAAAAUUUAGCCUAAAGAAGACUUUCCACCGAAAUGCGGAGGCAAAAAAAACUCCAAUGAUCUCAAAGAUUGUGCUGUGGAUCUGCAUGUGACAUUUCAUAAUAAGAUAUAUUACAGAUGUUAUUGUGUUCACAUGCACUGCUGAUGUAUGCAAAAAUCUAAUGAUCAGUAUCCUUUUAUACAAGAAAGGAUUAAUAAUGCAUGAAAAAACUGUGUCCUAUACUUGUUUCACAUUCUUUUCCAUUUCCUGCAGCAAAGUGGUGGUUUUGUCUGUAAUGUCAACAGGUAACAGUGGGGGCCGACCGCAGUGUGAUUGUCACUUGAUAUUCUUAUGUAAGACAUCACAUUGGAUUGUAAUGUACUAGGAGACAGACAAUGGGGAAAGAGAAAACCUGAAAUAGAAGCAAAUAAUAACCUUAAUUUUUCUAUUUUAGGCACAUACUAAGCUUAUUCCAAAUGAUUUUUCAUCAGACACAGACUGUACAAAUGUGACAGAGCUAAAUUUUGUUAACUACUUAAAGCUAUUACUUAUGGAUCUGUUUGUGACAGCUCGUUAUGUUAGGGCUUCUAGAAGUUAGUGGGUGAAAUAGCAUUGUGCCAUGUAUAACAGGUUGACUCCGCUACAUCAGUGUAAGUGGUAACUAGCAUAGCCAAAAGCCUCUCAUUUUAAAAAAAAUGUUCACAAUUUGAAAAAAUGUUUUACAUAUAGAAUUCUAUCCACAUAAACCAUUGCAUGGGUUAGAAAAACAUCUGACAUGUUAAGAGUUUUGAUUAGUGGGGGUGUCAGCACUGAGACCCUGACCAAUCAGCAGAAUGAGCAGGGAGAAAUGUGCAGCAUUGCUGUAUACUCCUGGCUCAUAGUGAUCUUAGUCUUGCUGCUCCAUAGACUUAUAGGUCUUAGCACUGAGACCCUGACAAAUCCAAACUUUUGACAUGUCCCUCUGCAGAGAAAAAGUUGAUUAGUCGCCUAUAGCAACCAAUCUGAUUAGAAAAAUAAAAGCUGCAAUCUGGUUGCUAUGGGCAACUGCUCC
Molecule: messenger RNA, 3911 nt
Organism: Hyla sarda
Lineage: Eukaryota; Metazoa; Chordata; Amphibia; Anura; Hylidae
Product: androgen-dependent TFPI-regulating protein-like
Exons: 6
Coding region: 442-1149 (235 amino acids)
Cellular component (GO): membrane; endomembrane system
Source: RefSeq, a predicted model, not a curated record